AUGCGCAUGCGCGAAGCCACGAAGAAUGGAGGGGAUGAGGUAAAGCCCGGAGACGGCCAAAACCAAAACUGUGUCUGCAUUCUUGGUUAUGGAGUUGAAUUUACUAAUUUCAAAUGUGAAUCUGUCGAUAAAGACUUUUGCGAGAUCGAUAAAUGUUUUUUAAAAUCUGUUAACCGGACAUACAAAUACAGUUCCCUAAAAAUCAAGCUCUUAAGGAUUCCCGUAACCAAAGUUAAGAUCAAUUUUGCACUCUAUAAACGUUUCAAUGGGUACAAGCCAUUCCUCUACAAUAUAACACUAGACGCCUGCAAAUUUUUAGAAAAUCGAAACUCCAAUCCCGGUGCUAGUUACUUUUUUGAUAUCUGGGAGGACAUUUCCAAUAUGAACCACUCCUGCCCAUACAACCAUGACAUAGAAAUAGAGAAAAUGUCUACAGAGCACCUUAAUCACCAUAUAACCAAUAUUCUGCCAUUUCCGAAUGGAAGGUACAUGUUCGAAAUUCACUGGAAGGCUUACGACAUAAAACGAGCUGUAACUCAAUUAUAUUUAUCUUUUACGUGA
This is a messenger RNA of Drosophila rhopaloa, 561 nucleotides long. RefSeq lists its product as uncharacterized. The transcript is spliced from 5 exons. The coding region runs from base 1 to 561 and encodes 186 amino acids. The record is from RefSeq and is a predicted model, not a curated record. Lineage: Eukaryota; Metazoa; Arthropoda; Insecta; Diptera; Drosophilidae.